AUCCCUCUGGGUGCGGGGUUUGAAAGCGGACGAGCCCACGUACGGCGAAGCGGGGGGGCGGAUCGGGAGAGGAGGGCGGACUCACCCUCACCCACCGCCUCUCGCCGCCCUCUGAACAGGCGACUGCUGGGAGAACCCGAAGAGGGCGCGGGGGCUCACCCGCGGCGGCUUUGUGCGUGCGCGCCGGCCCCCGUGCCCCGCUGUGGUCUCGUCCGCUCCCCCCGCUCAGCGCAGUGGGACGUGCCCUGGCUUUCGCGUCACCCAUUGUUUACAAACCAAGCCCAGCAGCGGGCUGCUGCGAGUCGGGUUUGCACCGGUGCGGCGCGCGGAGCCGGCCGAGAUGCCCUGCCGGCCCGGGGAGCGCUUUCUGCUGCUGGAGCGCUCGGUCGCCGUGGGGCAGGCGGGCUCCAAGGAGGUGGACGCGCUGGUGGCCAAGCUGGGCGAGGUGCUGCAGUUAAGCGCCCAGCGGGCACCGGCCCCCCGCGGCCCCAAGCACCCGCCGCCCACCGCCGCCCGGGGCCGCGCCGCGCCCUACUCCCCCCGUGGCGGCGGCGGCCUCCUGGUCCCGCGGGGCCCGGCCCCCCCGCAGCCGCACCAGCCGGCGGAGCCCCAGCGCCCGGGGAAGAAUAGCCAGCGGGUGGCCAAGCAGCUGUGCGGCCGGGGCUGGCUGCGGAGCGCCGCCCACAGGAGGAAGCGGCCGGGGCCGGGGGAAGCGCCCGGCGAAGAGGAGGAUCCGCACCGGCUCCUGCAGCAGCUAAUCCUCUCCGGGAACCUCAUCAAGGAAGCAGUCAGGCGCCUGCAGCUGGCGGCGGCGGCCGUGGCCACAGCCACCACCGGCGGCAGCGGGGAGGGAGAAGCAGCAGCCCUGCAGCCUCUGCAGUAGCCCCGCGGGUUGUGGAAAGCCUGUGGCAGCGAGCCCCGCGCCGGAAUCGGGACAUUGCAUGGGGGAGGGGCCAGCUAUCGGCGGAUCUAUCUCGGGGGCGCCCCCUCCCCUGUACUUGAAGCAGACUCU
Molecule: messenger RNA, 1012 nt
Organism: Caretta caretta (loggerhead turtle)
Lineage: Eukaryota; Metazoa; Chordata; Testudines; Cheloniidae
Gene: FRAT2
Product: FRAT regulator of Wnt signaling pathway 2
Cellular component (GO): cytoplasm
Source: RefSeq, a predicted model, not a curated record